Apus apus (common swift) is the source of this 9517-nucleotide messenger RNA. RefSeq names its product chromobox 6 (gene CBX6). The transcript has 5 exons. Lineage: Eukaryota; Metazoa; Chordata; Aves; Apodiformes; Apodidae. Bases 55 to 1278 code for a protein of 407 amino acids. The record is from RefSeq and is a predicted model, not a curated record.
UAUUAUGGGCUGUGGGCGCCGCCGCCGCCGCCGCCGCUGCCGCCGCGGAGCAAGAUGGAGCUGUCUGCAGUAGGGGAGCGCGUCUUCGCCGCCGAGUCCAUCAUCAAGCGGCGCAUCCGAAAGGGGCGCAUCGAGUACCUGGUGAAAUGGAAGGGCUGGGCCAUCAAGUACAGCACCUGGGAGCCCGAGGAGAACAUCCUGGACUCCCGCCUCAUCGCCGCCUUCGAGCAGAAGGAACGAGAGCGUGAGCUGUACGGGCCAAAGAAGAGAGGACCUAAGCCCAAAACUUUUCUCCUGAAGGCUCGGGCCCAGGCCGAGGCCCUCCACAUUGGGGAUGUACACUUUUCUGUCAAGCCUGGUUCCAGCACCUCCUCUCCCAAGCUCCACUCCAGCGCCGCGGUGCACCGGCUCAAGAAAGACAUCCGGCGCUGCCACCGCAUGUCCCGGCGCCCCUUGCCCCGUCCAGACCCCCAGAACGGCGGGAGCGUGGGUGGCGGGGCUGGCAUCCGUCCUCCCGUCUCGCCCUUCUCGGAGACCGUCCGCAUCAUCAACCGCAAGGUGAAACCCCGCGAGCCCAAGCGCAGCCGCAUCAUCCUCAACCUCAAGGUGAUUGACAAAGGUGGGAAGCCAGCCAACGGGGCUGGGGGCCUGGCUCGGCCAAAGAUCCCCUCCCGGAACCGCGUCAUCGGCAAGAGCAAAAAGUUCAGCGAGAGCGUCCUCCGCACCCAGAUCCGCCACAUGAAGUUCGGCGCCUUUUCGCUCUACAACAAGCCGUCCACUGCGCCGGCCCCCUCUCUGGAGAGCAAAGGGGAGGCUGAAGGCUCCCAGGCCACCUCCUGUGGGCUCAUUAUGGGCUCUACCCCCUAUGAUGCCCCCAGCUCCAGCUCCUCCGGCUGCCCAUCGCCCGCCCCUCACUCCUCCUCCGACCCAGAUGAUUCCCCUCCGAAGCUGCUCCCUGAGACCCUCAGCCCAGCCAUACCCGACUGGCGCGAGUCAGAGGUCCUUGACCUGUCGAUCCCACCUGAGUCGGCUGCCACCAGCAAGUGUUCUCCCACGGGAGGGUGCAGUGGGGGGCAGACGCCCUCCUUGUCCCUUUCCUCUUCUGACCCGGAGCAGGAGGCUGGCGACUGGCGUCCCGAGAUGUCCCCUUGCUCUAAUGUGGUGGUCACGGAUGUCACCAGCAACCUCCUCACUGUCACCAUCAAGGAGUUCUGCAACGCAGAGGAUUUUGAGAAGGUGGCGGCAGGCGGCGGCAGCGGAGGAGGCAGCAGCAAGUGAGCAGCCAGGUCCUCCCUGCUCCAGGGGAGUGGGGGGAGCUCUACCUGCAAGAAGUUGUGGUGCGAAUGGCUGUCCUUAGUUCUCUCCUUCUCCCCUUGGCUGUCCCUCUGCCCUCACUGGCACCCUUCCUGCUCCUUUCUUCCUGCCUGCUUCCUCUUGCCUGGAGGCUGGAGUGUCAGUGGGAGGGAGCAGGGGCACCCACCAUUCCGGGUGUCGCUGUUGCUGGGAGGAGGCAGGGAGGGUCAUGGUGGGGCUGGGGCUUGGUUAUUUGUCCUUGAAUGUGGUGUUGUCCAACGGGUGGUGGAGCCUUUGGGGAUGAGGGUGAGCGUGUGUCUGUGUGCCUGUGGGGGUGGUGGGGAAGGUGCUCUUCCCCCUCCUUCCACUUCCAUCUGUGACAAAAACUGAAGAGAAGCUCCAGACCCUCGAGGGGAGGAUGUAUGAGGAUUGGAGCCCUCGCCCACUCCCCCCUGAGCCUUGUCCCACAAUGUGCAUGCAGUCUCUUCCGUUCCUGUGUUUCCCCCUUGGCAUGACCCCAGUCCUGCCAUCAUUCCCAUUAUUUGCCUGUGACCUGGGUCUGCACUGUCUUCGUGGCAGUGGCUGAUCCAGAUACCUCCAGAGCAAACAGGAGGGGGGCAGGUCAAGUGUCAUGCCUGGAAGGUGCUUGAGACAAAGCUGGGGUGGUGGGGCUGCCCCAUGCAGCAUGCCCCCCCAUAUUGGCUUCCCAUUUCCUUUGACUAUUGGUGCUACCUUGGCAGUUGUAUGGGUGCUUUCAGGUGGCCUGGUCCCUCCUUCUCUCCUGCAUCUUCCAACUGUCUCAGCUUUGCUGGGGGAAGGGAAGACAAGGGGAGUCUGCCUCUGGCCCAGAUCUUCCUCCUGGUGUUCAUCACUUGCACUUGCUAUGGGGAGAGGGCAUGAAAUGCCCUUCCCUGGCCUUUCCGUGGUGGAAGUGGGAGUGGGCUGUGCAUCCAUCCUUCAGUUUGGGGGAAGAUACACCAACAGCUUGAGGCUGGUCUCCUGCCUCACACAUAGGCUUCCCCCAGCUCUUUGUUUCCUCUUGCUCCCUGGGAAGGAGUGAGAGAUGGAAGGGUGGUUGCUAAGGUGGGUCAGUUUGCUCUUCCUGCUUCCUUUCAUCUCCUGCUCUCCCUUCCCUGUGGUGGAUGGCCUGGAAGGGGUUCACCUCUGUCUUCUCAGCAUCUGAAACAGCCCUUACAACUGUCAACCAAAGGUGCUAAUACGAAAUAGCUCUCUUGCAUCGUUUGCAUGUGUGCUGGAUCUCUUCCCCCAGAGCUCCUUUGAGCUGAUCUACAAAUUCCUUCUCUUCCCCCCUAGCAAAUAGGAGGGGGCAAGACUACAGCUUGCCCUUCUUUGCCCACAGCUUCCUCUUUGCCUCACCACCCUUGUUCACAUCCAGAAUAAGCUCUCUCUUUCUCCUGCCAUUUCUGGCUUGCUCCAUUUCUACCUGAGUCCUAAGCUUCACAGUGAGAUGCCAUUCCUGUGCUCUCCCUUCUCCCCCUACUUGCACAGGGCUCAGCCUGUAGGGGCAAGUUAAAGAGGUGCUGAUCAGUCAGUGGGAGAGCCUCACCCUCUCAACCCUGUCCCACAUAUUUGGGAUGGGGCAGAGGAGUGUCACUUCUAUGUAUUUGCUGCAGAGGUGAAAAGGGUGGAAAAAAAUACCCCCAUGCCAGGGCUCACCUGCUUACAAACCUGACCUGGGUGGGUGAACGUGAGUGGAAUCAACCCCUCUGGUGCUUCCACGCAAGGAUGCUCGAGAGCUGCCAGCUCCAAGGAGUGCUCUUGUGUGGAGUAGUGAUUUUGUGGUCAUGGUGGUCUGAGGGUAGAAGGGAGGCAGUCUGUGGGAGAGAGGUAAUAUUUUUCUGCCCAAGGGAUGUUGUUGGGGCGGCAGAGGGAUAGACCAGCUUCUGACCUUAAUUAGGGCUUCUGUGCCCAGAGCUUGUCUUUUCCCUGCCUCCAGUGCCUGGGUCGGUGUAAUAAAAUCUUUGCUGCCCUCUCCACAAGCCUUGCCUCGCAGCGGGUGGAAUUCAAAGCCAUGGGGCAUGGUGAAUUCACACCAGCUGCUGCUCGGUGUCUGUGCAGAGAGUCUGAGGGGGAUUCCAGGUGCUGUUAGCACCACCCUUUCCACACCUCUUUCUGUUUCUUUCCUUGAUUAAAGAGCUUAGUGGACUCUUUGGGGAUGCAGCUGCAUUUGCAGCUGAAGCUAGGGGUAGGGAGAAAGACUUCCCCAUUCCAUUCACCAAGCUAAGGCUUCCUAUAACUUGUUGGACUUGUGUGCGUGUCUGUAUUAAUACCUGCCUGUAUUUUUCGUGUCUCUACUUUUGCAUCUUUCCUGUGCCUGGCACACCCAGGGAUCCCUUAUUUUAGCAUAGCCUAUCCAUUUGACUGCAGCUUCAAAGAUGAGCAGUUUGUAGGCAUAGGGAGAAAGCUCGCUCUUAAGGAAACAGCGAGGAGAUUCCUCUCUUUAUUUUCACCCCCAUCUCAACAAGAACUAUUCUGCAGCUGUGAGAUAAGAGGAGCUUCCUUGUGGGGUGGAUACAAACUGGCCAGUCACUUUAGGUUGUUGAGUUACUGUUUGGCGUGUAUGUGGUGAUGUGUUUUGUUUUGUGGUAUUGAGGUUCUGGAAAAAAAAAAUAGAAGCGUUUAAGUGGGAGAUAAAAGGGAACUUUAAUAGGAAAUUCUUGAUGUGUUUUGGCCAAGGUGUGUGUUUGCUUGGCAGAAUUCUUUUCCCCAGUGUCUCUUGUAUGGUGUUCUUUGGGGGCAGGGGACAGGAAUUGUUUAAUUGAAGGGGUUUUGCCUUUCUCCAGAGUGACAAGGGAGGGAACUGUCUGUGAAGAGCAAAACAGUGGGUCAUUGUAGGGAUACUCCAUGAGGACCUUCUUCCUGUGGUGAGGAGAUGAGGGGACUUCUUGUGUCAAAGGAACUUGUGCAGGACCUCCUCUUUGUGGAGGAGGAAAGGAGUAUGAUCCGGCUUGCAGACACAGCUCGACUGCUUGUGUGACGUAUCCCUCCUUGGGUGGGUCACCAGGUGGGAACUAAACCCUGAACUUCUGGAUCCGAAAUGAGGAUCCUGUGCUGUUCUGAGUUACAUAUUUGUUAACUUAAACACAGCAGCAGCCUCAAGUUCCCACAGGUGGACAAGCCACUUGAGGCUGACUAACCUACCUUUGUAUUCAUGUGGGUUACACUCCUCCUUCUGAAUUUUUGCCCUUACUCCUUAAUGGAGCUGGGAAAGCAGAUGCAUCUAUGCCCUUCAGAAAGGGCAUGGGAUUGAGGGAGGAGUUUAUUUGAAAGUAUCCCUUUCCCUUCCCCAUAACCCUUAGAAAAAAACAAAACACAAAACAAAACAGGGAAAUAUUCUCUGUGUCUGUGCCAUGUUUGUUCUCGUCGUCGUGUUUUUAGAGGAGAUUUUAUGAUGGAGUGGAAAAAGUGAAAUGAUUAGUUUUGCAUAAAAAAAAUAAAAGCUUAAAAAAAAUUUCUACAGGGAGAGAGCGAGAGAGAGAGAGAGAGUUUAAAAAUUAAUAAUAAAUGCAGUGAUUGCACAAACUAGUGGUAUUAGAUGGUCCUUAGAGAAAAGAGUAUUUUGUAGUAUCGAAGCGUGUGUGUCUGGGAUGGUGUUUGGCUUGCUUGAACUGGAGGGAAAGGCAUUCUGGGACUAAUCAGCCAUCUCUGAGCUGAAAAGGCAAGUUGUAUGUUGGAGGAACCCCGUCUACAAACCCUUCCCGUCCUUGCCUCCCAAGCGUUGGAGUGAGUUCCCGUCCCUCCCAUACCUCUCCUGUGAGCUAAGGUGGAGUCUCCAAGUGGUUUUCCGGCCGAGCGGCCCUCAGAAAUGGCCAGUCAUGUUCUGCCAGAAUGUGGAUCGGGCCACUAACAUGGAAACAGUUGACUUAAUUUGCAUGCACAGCAAGCUGCUAAAAUUUGGGGUUGGCAUGUACCUUUCCUGCCAAGUCACCGUCUCUUCUCUUUUCCUUUCCCUAUAUCCAAGCAGGAUUAAACACAGUGGGCUUAUCUUCCGGGAAGCAGAUAUGCCUCCCCUCCGUAGGGUCUCUUAGCUUCUUCCAGCGUCAGGUACGGAGUGGCAUUUUUCCAUAUAGGAUUCACCCCAUCAGGACAGAGAACCAAGUCUCAUCUGUAUGUAGUCCAGCAUCCCAUCUCUCACAGUAGCUGGGUCUUCAGGGGCAGAUGAGAGAGCUGCCUUGUGUGCUCUGAAGGUGUUUCUGAGUGAAGUACACCCUCUUCUUGAGGCCAGCAAAUGCUGGAGGUUUUGGAGGUGGAGAGAGGAGAGGAACACUCUGACAGGACUAUGCUGGAGUAGGGCUCCCAUCUUCUGCUCCAGCUUCCUGGGGGGUGGCAGGGAAGAGUAGCCUGAAUGUUUCUUCAACGCAAGGAGGCGGUUAUUGCGUGCUGGCUUCCCCAUCCAAGAUGUCUCUGCUGGGCCUUCAUCUGGUGUGUGGGAGUGACUGCAGGGAAGAGGGAAGCCACCAGAUGUUGGUGUCUAACAGAAGGUGGCAGGCAGGGAAUGCUAGGACAGCUUCUAUUCUCUGGACUUCUCUGGUGCCCUUGGCUUUGCAGUGGCAGGUGACGGCUGUCUCGAUGCCUCUCAUAGCUUGGGCUGCUCUUGGGAACUUCUCUCUCUGCCCGUUGAGCUCUGUCAGUGCUUCCCACAGCCUUCAGCUUGGAGUGGCAGCCUCCUGUCUCGUGCUCUCUUUUUCUUGCUGAGCAGAGCGGGGCUGGGGAGGCGUGAAGCUAAUGAGAUGCAGGCUCCUUUUGAGAGGGAAAACGGAGAAAUAGAAAGUGGCGAGCAGGCCCAGCUGUGGUGAGCCACUACUUCAUUUCUGUUUUCAAAAAGAGAAAGGGAGCAUUUCUCCAUGUCUCCCAUUACUGAAUUUCCCAGGGAGAUUUUAUGAAAUAAACUAAACAAAAAAUACUCAGUCCUGCUUUUUACCAAGUAGGAGCUGUCUCUGAGCUGAGUCUUCCUAGGGAUUUCACUCCCAUUCCCAGCCCCUCUUUGUAGGGGAGGUUUUGGCAGCUCCCACUGUUUGGAGAUGAUUACCUUCCUGGGGACCUCCUGACAGAAAGAGGUUACUGUGCUGAAGGAUGGUGUCCCGAGUCCCCCACACUUCUGCCCACCCCAGGUUGUGGCAUUAGUGGGGCUGCUCAGGUUCUUCUUCCCGGGGAGGUGUAACAAACCUGGAGUGCGUGUCUGGCUAAGUGCUUAUUUACCCUCUCGCCUCCUUCCCCACCUUCCAACAAGACCUUUUCCUCCUUGCCUGGCGCAUCCUUUUACUCCAAUGUCGCUUGCUUUUGCUGCAUUUUUCAAUUGCCCAAUAAUCAUGCAAGAGCUGGGAUCUUAUUUACUUUUUAUAUAUAAAUAUAUAAAUAUAAAAGAAACCCUCCCCUCUUUCCCCCUGUCUCACCUGCCACCCUGCACACAGCCUUCCCGAUCUCUGCUCUGAAGGUGGUGUGCUCCAGAGGGUUGACUUGGGGCCAGGGAUUUGGUGCCUCCUGGGUUCUGUUCCUUCUUGGUUUGCUGUGGCCUUUCUGCCAGCUGUGUCACUGCCCUGUGCCUUGGUCUCCCUCGUGUGAAGGGGGCAGUGGGUGGAGGGGACCAUCCUGCUGAGGGUGCUGGCAGCCCGCCUCCCACGGCGUUUGCACAGAGCCGGAGGAGUGCCGAGUAUUGCUUCAGAAAUCCCCCUCUCCCUGCCCGUGCUUCCUUCCCUAGGCAACUCCAGCAAGUAUCUUCAUUUCAUCGAUGCUUUGGGGUUGAGCAAAUUAGUGGCUUUAUUUUCUUCUCUUCUAUUUUUCAGGUCCUUCCCCAGAGCGCAAUGUGUAUGGUUUCUUUUUGGGGGUGUAGAUGGGAGGAGAUAUUGGAGUCUUAUCUCCAGCCUCACUUUUGCCCUUCUGUUCUCUGCUUCUCUCCCCUUUUGCUGUUGCCCUGUGUCAGACUGUGUCCAGUGGGGAUUGCACCCUUGUCUGUGCAGCAUCAACAGCCUUGGCACAAGCAACUUCACAUGUGUUCUGUAUGGUGCAUCUGAAGUGCCCUGUGUUCCACAUGCCUCACCUGUACUGAUGUCACAGGGCCCUAAGUUCUUCCUUCUCCCUUUCUUUACAUUUCUCCUUCCAGGAAUGAAGGGAGGUGUAGUCAAUUUGCCCUUCCCGUGGUGGUGGGCUGCCUCUGGUAGCUCUUCUGUUCACAGAAUUGUCAGAAUUGGAAGGGACCUCUAGAGAUCAUCCAGUCCAACUCCCCCACUAAAGCAGGAUCCCUUAGAGCACAUUCCACAGGGCUGCAUCCCGGUGGGUUUGGAAUAUCUCCUGAGAAGGGGACUCCACAACCUCCCUGGGCAGCCUGUUCCAGGGCUCUGUCACCCUCACUGUAAAGAAGUUUUUCCUCAUAUUUAAAUGGAACUUCCAAUGUUCCAACUUGUGCCUGUUGCCCCUCAUCCUGUCACUGGGAACUACUGAAAAGAGUCUGGCUCCAUCCUCCUUGCACCAACCCUUUAGAUACUUGUAGGCAUUAAUAAGCUCUCCCCUCAGCCUUCUGUUUUCCAGGCUAAAGAGUCCCAGCUCUCUCAGCCUUUCCUUGUGAUAGGAGGGGUGCUCUAAUCCCCCAACAAUCUUUGCUGCCCUCCGCUGGACUCUCUCUAGUAGUUCUUUGUUCCUUCCAGCUUCUGCAUGGUGGGAAACAAGAUGUCUCCAGGACUGUUGGAAAGCGCAGUCCUUGGGCUGAAGGUGAGUGAGUGGGUGAGUGGUUCUAUGCUUUUGAGCCCUCUCUCUCCAGGCACCCAUCCCAGAGUGCCAGCAGAGAUGGCACUGGAGAUGGAGGAGUGGGGAUGCCCUCUGUGCUCCUGAGCUGAGCAGAGCAGGGAAGUGGGUAGCGGGCAGCAUGGUGCUGCAGCGUAGGGAAGUAGGAAGGUGACAGAAGAGCAGCAGGAUGUGGUCAGGGUGAUGACAGCUUCAGCAGUGGCUCAGAAAACACAUCUAGUGGGAGGGAAGGGUCAAGGUCAGGACAAGCAGCUGAAGUGUUAAUUCCUGUUGCAGAAUUCUUGACUUCAUUCCUUGUUCAGCUGAGCACUUAGAGCUUGCACUAAACUGCAGGGGCGCGGCAGGUGCAUCAGAGCACUUUGUGGGGCUUUAGGGCCUCAUAAGACUGGGAGAACCCUUCUGGGCAGAGCAGCAGGUAGGUGCUCUUUUGUUUGUAGGUUGCUCUUUAGCUGUCCUGGAGGGAGCCUGCUGCUUCUAGCCCCCCUGGCUGCAAAGGGGGACAUAGUCUUUAGGUCAAGUUCUCAAAUGGAACAAAAAACCAAAACUCAUUAUGGUUACUCUUUUUGUAGGAAAAAAAAAAAUGGUUACGCCCAUGUUGAUGCUGUCCUCUCCUCCUUUUCUCCUCUCCCCUGCCAUUAAGCCUUGUACACUCCUUAAGAAUAGAGAACUCUCUAUUUUGUGAUAUUUUCCCCCCUGUUUUAUUUUUGGAUAGAAAGUUGGGUGGUGGUGGAGGACAGGGGCCUGCCUCAUCUGUUUCUUCCUUUCACCUUUCCCAGUGCCAAGCUUAGGCUCAAAUCCUGCAGAUUCCUGCAAAUACUGAACUUUGAGCAGGCGAGUUAUCCCACUGAGCUCUGUGGUACUUGGGUGCUUCAGAUUCUGCCUGUGCUUGAGUUUUGGCAGCAUCAGAGCCUUAUCCUUUCUCUUAGAGAAGGUCAGACCUAACUCCUAGAGUGCUGAUGGUUCUGGUGCAACCCAUCUGUCUCUUUAUUUCCCCUCACUUGGCGUACAGAGUGAAGGUGGUAAUUUUUUUUAAUUUAAAAUAAACCUAAAUAUGUAUCUUGUAAUUUUUUUUAUUUUGAAAAAAAUGCAUUUAAGGAUUGUGCACGGAUGAAUUGUAUAUCUAUAUAUUUUUUUUUGUCUUGCAAUUUUCAUUUUAAAUAUAGUGUUUGUUCAGUUUUGUUUUGUUUUUAAUCCAGUUCCCAGCUGGCUAAACUCUGUCUAGAGCGGAUGGGUGGGAGGCUUAGCCACUGGAAGGGUGAUCGAAUCACCCCUUCCCCUGGCGCUUCCCACAAGAAAAUGGUUUGCUCCAGGUUGGGGGGUGGGGGUUGUGCUAAUUACUCUUGUAUUCUUGUACAUUUUGUUCUUUCUGCUGCUCUUGAAUAUUGUAUCAAUGCCAGAAAUGGGGAGUUAAAAAUCUAAAAAAAAAAAUAAAAAAAUUAACCCCAAUAAAUUGUUACAUUCCAAA